This is a messenger RNA of Centrocercus urophasianus (Greater sage-grouse), 1276 nucleotides long. RefSeq names its product F-BAR domain only protein 1-like. The transcript is spliced from 9 exons. The annotation marks the transcript as partial. Lineage: Eukaryota; Metazoa; Chordata; Aves; Galliformes; Phasianidae. The record is from RefSeq and is a predicted model, not a curated record. Gene Ontology annotation, biological process: clathrin-dependent endocytosis; clathrin coat assembly. Gene Ontology annotation, cellular component: clathrin-coated vesicle; cytoplasm; plasma membrane.
CCGCCCGCCCCCCCGCCGCCGCCCCCCGCGAGGUCCCACUGGUGGCCCCCCCUCGCCGCUCCCGGACGAAGCGCCCGACAGCCGGCCCAGCUGCAGGCAGCAACAGUGACCUGUCGCGCUCGCUCAGCCCCCCGCCCUCCUGGAGCUGCCCCUCGCAUUCAGCCCCCGCCAGCCUGGGGGAGCGCGGCUUUUUCUCCGUGUGCCCACCGCCCCUCGGGCUGUCGCGGGGUCCCAGCCCCGUGGUGCUGGGCUCGCAGGACGCGCUGCCCGUGGCCACCGCCUUCACCGAAUACGUGCAUGCCUACUUCAAGGGGCGAGAUGCCGACAGCUGCUUGGUGAAGGUGACGGGGGAGCUCACCAUGUCCUUCCCCGCCGGCAUCGUGCGCGUCUUCAGCGGCAGCUUGGCCCCCCCCGUGCUCAGCUUCCGUCUGCUCAACGCCGGUGCCAUCGAGCAAUUCCUGCCCAACGCCGAGCUGCUCUACAGUGACCCUUCCCAGAGCGACCCCAGCACCAGGGACUUCUGGCUGAACAUGGCUGCGCUGACGGGGCAGCUGCAGAAACAAGCAGAGCAGAGCCCAUCCGCCUCCUACUACAACGUGGCUCUGCUCAAGUACCAGUUUUCCCGGCUGGGUCCCAGCUCAGCCCCACUGCGGCUGUGUGUGCGCUGGGACUGCGCGCCCGGAGCCACGCGGGUCAGUGUGGAGUACGGCUACAACGCGGGGGCGCUCGCCCUGCCUGUGCCCCUCGCCAACGUCCACGUGCUGCUGCCCCUGGAUGAACCUGUCACCAACGUGCGGCUGCAGCCCAAGGCCAGCUGGAACCUGGAGGAGAAGAGGUUGCUCUGGAAGCUGCUGGAUGUCCCCAGCGCGCCAGGGCAGGGAGGCUGCGGGCGGCUCUCAGCCAGCUGGCAGCCGCUUUGUGGGCCCAGCAAGCCCAGCCCGGUGGCAGCACAGUUCAGCAGUGAGGGCAGCACGCUGUCGGGCGUCGAGGUGGAGCUGGCAGGCGCUGGGUACCGCAUGUCGCUGGUCAAGAAGAGGUUCGCCACGGGGAUCUACCUGGCGGGGUCCUGAGCUGCCUCUACUCGGACCCCCGGACCUCCCCUUGGUUGUGUGAGCUCAAAGCACUGGAUGGAGCCUGGUUGGAGGGGGUGCCUUCCUCCUCCUCCUCACUCCUCUUCCUCCCCCCCACUCCCCUUCCUCCCCAUAGCCAUAACUGCGUCAUCUCCUGCUGUAAGGGAUGGACCCCCCCCCCCCACCCCACCCCCGUGCUGUGAAGC